AUGUCGAUCCCAGUACCGCCUCCUCCGCCUGUUCCAGACCCCAAACUCGAUGCCACGACUCUAUCCUCACAGCUCCCUCAAGCCCAAGUCGAAAAUCUACGAUAUAAAAUUAUUCAGAUUAUGGAGAGUAUCAACGGGCUGUUGGUCACGUUGAAUACGGGCGGUAUGCAAUUGGCGGCUUGGCCGGACCUAAUGACCAAAUACAACGUUCUCCUCUCGAAAACCCACACUCUAGCCGCAAGUCUCUCGACUCCGCCUACACGAAAAGGGGCUAUUGGGUUUAGACAAAUUGUUCCUACGCCGUUUGCUGUCAACGGACCUCCUGACGGUCAAUCCAAGUCCGGUAUCACCACCGCCACCACCACCACCGCCGCCGCCAAUAGUACGAACCCGUCUGGGUCAAAUGUUCCAAACACUACUGGGUCGAACGUCGCGACUUCCAAUUCAACGGCCACAGGACCCAACGCGACGACUACGGCGACAGCGACAGCGACAGAUACGCCCGGUCCGACGGGGCUAGAUCCUCAAUUGGACGCGAUGCUCGAAGCGCUCUUGGAUGGUCGGCGGUCGAUUUCGGUUGCCAAGAGUGAUGUGGCGAAUGUUGCGCGGUUGCAUCUUCCUGGAGGUUCAACUGGACUUGGGGUGGGUGCUCUCGGGGGAUUAGGGGGAGCCGUAGGAGGAGGAGUGGGAGGAGGAACAGGGAUGGGGAUGGGGAUGGGGGGAGGGACGGAUACGGUUCCACCUGAUGUGAUGCUCGCGAGGCUGGAAGAGGUUCGAAAGGCGCAUGAUGCGAGGUGUGCGAGGGGCGUUGAAGCUGUGCGACAACUUAAAGACAAGUACGACUGGAAAUCCCGUCUCUUGUUCGACGACUCGGACUCUGAAUCGUCAAUCGCAGUCGCAUCGCACCAUUCAUCGGAAGAACUCGGCUCGGUGGGCGGAGAAGACGAAGACAUGGUCGAGGUUGCUCCGCCGCCCGACUCGGAUCCGCCGAUGGUGAUGGAGGAAGAACAAGGGGACACACCGACGCAGACGCGGGUGUUUGUCCCCGUCGCAGAGGACUCGGAUAGUGAUAGCGACGAGGACGAGUCGCCGGCUAUGAAUAUUGUCGAAGGUGUGGUUGGGAUGGGUAUGGGAGGGGAGGAUGGGAGUGAUAGUGAUGGGAUGGAGGAUGUGUCUGUUGGGAUGGGUGGGCCGGGUUUGGGUGUGGGUGGACAUGGUCAGAAUGGGCCGUCGUCGACGCAGCAGCAGCAGCAGCAAGGGCAGCAAGGACAGCAGGGACAACAAGGGCAGCAAGGGCAACAUGGACAACAGCAAGGACAACAGGCACCAGCGCCGAUAUCCGCUUUGGAUAACCUUUGGUCUAUUGAACCGUAA
This is a messenger RNA of Rhizoctonia solani, 1374 nucleotides long. RefSeq lists its product as uncharacterized. NCBI's taxonomy places the organism in Eukaryota, Fungi, Basidiomycota, Agaricomycetes, Cantharellales, Ceratobasidiaceae. The record is from RefSeq and is a predicted model, not a curated record. Bases 1 to 1374 code for a protein of 457 amino acids. The transcript has 3 exons.